AUGGAAGACCCAGGGUCGGAGAUAAUGGAAUGUGUCCCUCUGGAUGGGCUUGAGGCGUCCGAGUCAACACCCGAGGAAAAUGAAGAUGACAUUCAGUUUGUUAGUGAGGGACCAUCAAGACCUGUUCUUGAAUACAUUGAUCUGGUCUGUGGUGAUGAUAAAGAGUGUAGCACCUAUCAUAGUGAUAUUUUGUUCCCUAAAAUGCCAAAACGACAGGGUGAUUUAUUGCAUUUUUUAAAUGCGAAGAAAGUGAAAACAGGCACAGAAAGUAACAAUAGGAACAAAAACUAUUGUGGGUUGUCUAAGUCUAAGGAAUCAAAUUUCAAAUAUGUUGAACAACCAAUCAUUGAAGAAAAGCCAUCAUGUUCAUCAAAGGAAGAAAUGGAUAAUCUUGUGCUUCCAGAUUGUUGGAAUGAAAAACAAGCAUUUAUGUUUACAGAACAGUACGAAUGGCUUGAAAUAAAAGAAGGUAAAUUAGGAUGUAAGGAUUGCUCAACAGUUCAGCAUUUGGGAUUGAAAGCAGAAAAGCAUGUCCAUGUGUCCAAGGAGUGGAUUGCAUAUUUAGUAACCCCUAAUGGCAGUAAUAAAACUACUAGACAAUCUUCUCUGUGAAAAAAAAUUAGGGAACAUGAUGUUUCUAAAGCCCAUGGUAAAAUUCAGGAUUUGUUAAAGGAAUCAAUUAAUGACUCAGUUUCUAAUUUAGUGCAUAAACAAAGUAAUAAAAAUAUUGAUGCUACUGUGAAAGUUUUCAAUACUGUUUAUAGUUUAAUAAAACAUAAUAGACCUUUAUCUGAUAUUGAAGGGGCAAUAGAAUUACAAGAGAAAAAUGGAGAGGUCAGUUGUUUAAAUACACGAUACAGUGCAACAAGAAUAGCAGAGCAUAUUGCAAAAGAAAUGAAGAUGACGAUAUUUAAGAAUAUUAUAGAAGAAAAUGCCAAAAUCUGUACUGUAAUUGAUGAGGCAUCCACAGUUUCAAAGAAAAGGACCCUCGUGAUUUAUCUCCAGUUCAGUAGUACAGUUCAGUAGGUUCCUGCACCUCUUAUGUUAUUUGUUGCUUUAAAAGAACUGGUGUCAACCACAGCAGAGUGUAUUUUCAGUACAUUAUUGAGUACUUUAAAUGAUUGUGGUUUCACUACUGAAUAUUUGAAAGCAAAUUUAAUUGCAUUUUGUUCUGAUGGUGCUAAUACAGUGCUGGGAAGAAAGUCUGGAGUAGCUACAAAGUUGUUAGAAAAUUUUCCUGAAAUCAUUAUUUGGAACUAUUUAAACCAUUGAUUGCACUUGUCCCUUGAUUAUUCAAUAUCUGCAACAAAACAGGUGAAUCAUUUAAAAAUAUUUCUCGAUAAAAUUUAUUCUAAUUAUCAUCAAUCUAAUAAAAAUCAAAACAAGCUUUUAGAAAAUGUAGCUAAAGAUCUUCAAAUUGAAAUUGUUAAAAUUGGCCGGAUAAUGGGACCAAAAUGGGCGGCAUGUAGUUUACAAGCUGCUACUGCUGUAUGGCGUGCAUAUCCUGUAUUAUAUAUGCAUUUUUCUCAUUCUCAUUCUGGUUUGGCAAAGAGAUUAGCUAACAUUAAUUUCUUGCAAGACCUUGCUUUAAUGAUUGACAUUCUUGAAGAAUUUUCACUACUUUCAACUGCGUUACAGUCAAGCUCAGCUAACAUUCAGAAAGCACAAAAAUUGAUCAAACGCACCAUAAAAGCCUUGGAAAAUUUAAAAAUUGUUGCUGGAAAGCGUGAAUCUCAAAUUGAAGGUUUGAUUAAGUCAGAUAAGUUUAAAGAUAUUCCAUUUAAUAAAAAUAAUAAAUUUAAUGCCCUUCCUAGGAACAUGUUACUAGAAAAUAUAAUUCAACACAUGAACUUACGUCUUUUAUCUGACAAGAGCCAUGAUGAAAGUAUUUUUAAUUAUUUUGAUUUGCUAGAACCUUCUACAUGGCCUUAUGAAGAAAUAACUUCACCAUGGAUAACUGGUGAAAAAAAAUUAUUUCAUUUGUGUGAAAUUUUAAAAUUCGAAAUUGAUUUGAAUGAUUUUCCGGAAUUUGUAAGUAAUAAUGUAAAGUCAAACAAUGUUUCAAUUCCUACAACCGUACAAAAGGCUAAAAAUAGCACCAUUGCAGUCAAUAGUGCUGAAGCUGAAAGAGGUUUCAACUUAAUGAACAUAAUUUGUACAAGGGUGAGAAAUAGUUUAACAGUAGGUCAUAUAUCAGAUUUAAUGACUAUAAGUUUGUUGGGAAAAGAGUUAGCUGAUUGGGAUGCAACUCCCUUUGUAAAAUCCUGGUCAAAUUGCAAUCACAGAUUAGCUACAGAUACAAGAGUUCAACAAAAGUCAACAAAAGCCUACGAGAAUCAGUUGGCUAUAUGGAACGUACCAUAA
This is a messenger RNA of Lipotes vexillifer (Yangtze River dolphin), 2364 nucleotides long. Its product is annotated as KIAA1586 ortholog. Lineage: Eukaryota; Metazoa; Chordata; Mammalia; Artiodactyla; Lipotidae. The record is from RefSeq and is a predicted model, not a curated record. Gene Ontology annotation, biological process: protein sumoylation. Gene Ontology annotation, molecular function: SUMO ligase activity.